Messenger RNA from Leptosia nina, 561 nucleotides. The record is from the annotation of a GenBank genome assembly. Lineage: Eukaryota; Metazoa; Arthropoda; Insecta; Lepidoptera; Pieridae.
AUGAUUGAUAUUCCGUCUUGUGGCCGUUGUUGUUUCUGUCUACCGUUGCGCAGGGGUGUAAUAACAUUUGGAUAUAUUAAUAUCGUCUGGUCAGCUUUGAUGAUAGCAGUAAUAUCCCCAGAUGACCACCACCGGCCUUUAAUAACAUUCUAUGGUACGAUACAAGAGUACAGUCGAACCCUUGGAAUUGUUUGCAGAGCAAUUGACAUUCUUAUGAGCUUAAUUCUAGUUUUUGGAGGACAUAUGAAGCGACCUCUAUGCCUCAAAAUCUUCUUCUAUUACACUUCUUCCACGUUGCUAGCCGUGUUCGUGAUGCAGAUCGUCGAGAUGUCAACCACCGACAUGCUGUUUAUGGAAUACAUUGAGUUUGCAAUGUUUAUAUUUAGCGCAUUUAUCCACAUUUACAUCCUGCUUCAAGUGAGGAGUUUGAUUAAGAAGCUGGAGUUCGCAACGUCCUCGGACGGUUAUGAAAAUCAAAUGCAGCAGAUUGGUACCACAGAUCUCAAAUUUAAAUCGAACACAGAAUCUUUGUCUGUGGACAUAGAGACACUCCCAGAAUAA